Molecule: messenger RNA, 339 nt
Organism: Linum trigynum
Lineage: Eukaryota; Viridiplantae; Streptophyta; Magnoliopsida; Malpighiales; Linaceae
Source: the annotation of a GenBank genome assembly
AUGAACUACACGAUAAUCACGAGCCAAUGCAAAGGACCCAGCUACCCUCCCAAGGAAUGUUGCUCGGCGUUCAAGGACUUUGCCUGCCCUUACAGCGAUGUCAUUAAUGAUCUGACCAACGACUGUGCAUCAACCAUGUUCAGCUACAUCAACCUCUACGGCAAGUAUCCGCCUGGUCUUUUCGCAAGCGAGUGCAGGGAAGAUAAACAAGGACUAUCUUGCCCUGCACUUUCGCCCUCCCAAUCUGCCAACGACAGUGGAAGUCAUGAUUUACGAGCCCGAUCAGCACUGCUGAUACUCUCAACUGCAUUGCUAGUUAUAUUGCUUCAGUUACUUUGA